Molecule: messenger RNA, 819 nt
Organism: Dreissena polymorpha
Lineage: Eukaryota; Metazoa; Mollusca; Bivalvia; Myida; Dreissenidae
Exons: 3
Coding region: 61-819 (252 amino acids)
Molecular function (GO): protein binding
Source: RefSeq, a predicted model, not a curated record
CACAGCUCAGAUGUUUGUCUGACUUUCAGUAAGUUCUCAGCUCCCCGUCCUGGAAGAAUCAUGAAGCGUGCCUGUGCGGUGUUUGUGUUGCUGUUUGCGAUGUCGGCUCCUGGUGCGACUCGGGGCGGCUCCCUUGAGCCAAGGUACAAGUCAGAGUUCACGUACGAUGAACAGCUUCUGGAGAAGAUGAUCCGAAUGGAGGCAGAAAUGGACAAAUGGGAGACACGGAUGAAUGAACAACUCGGACAGCUAAGGAGCCUACGGGAACACAUUGAUCACCUGAUGAAGACCGAGGACUCCCGUCUGGAGCUCAUACAGGAAUCCAGUAAUAACUUGACGGCACUGCAGUCGCGAACUGAUGGCCAACUACAGCAGCUUAUAGAGAAGUUUAAAAAAGAGGUCGGGAAAACACCGAAUAUCUUGUUCAAAGCGAGGCGAGUCAAGAACGUGACGCCUACUGAUGGACAAGUCAUCGUGUUCGAGGACGUUUUGUACAACCACGGUUCCGGGUACGACAGUUCCAGUGGCGUCUUCACUGCUCCUGUUGGAGGAACUUACUUGUUUACCGCUCGGCUGUUGUCCACGGAAGCUGGACCAGUGUUCUUCGAGAUCAACGUCAACGGAAACAUGAAUUCCAACGGGGCGCUGUUUGCUAACAAAGGAUGGAUCUACGCCUCUGCUGAUUCUGUGGUCCGUUUGCUACCUGGGGAACGAGUGUUUAUCAAAUCACUCUAUUCGAACAAGAUAUGCAAUACUGGGUUGCUAGGCGACCUUAACUCCAAAAGCAAUGAAUUCACCGGGGUACUACUGCACGUGUAA